Molecule: messenger RNA, 967 nt
Organism: Tripterygium wilfordii
Lineage: Eukaryota; Viridiplantae; Streptophyta; Magnoliopsida; Celastrales; Celastraceae
Product: MYB-like transcription factor ETC1
Exons: 3
Coding region: 362-586 (74 amino acids)
Biological process (GO): cell differentiation
Cellular component (GO): nucleus
Molecular function (GO): transcription cis-regulatory region binding
Source: RefSeq, a predicted model, not a curated record
UGAGAUCGGUAGGACUACUGACUCGUGAAACGACAAUAUCAUACAAAGAUCAUGGUAUUUUCACGUUCAAUUUUCUUAUUUGGCAAACAUUUGGGCCUACAAAGGUUCCCCACCUUUGGAAAAUUCAUACACCGCCACUCCCCAGGCUCCAAGUACCAACCCGGCAGUUAUCGAGUGUUCCAACUAACUAUCAAAGUUGGACUAAACCAACUACCAUUCUUCUUCCUACUUUCUUUGUCUCAGUCCCCACUAGUUCUUUCAACUUUCCUCAGUAUCUUUUCUUCCUCCAUAUAUAUACUGCUACUAGUUAUCAAGUCCCUUCAACUUCACACACCGCCAAUAUUGUAUCUACAUAUUACUAAUGGCGGACUUGGAUAGCUCUUCUGAAGAUUCCUCUAUGGAUUCCAAGUCAGAGGAAUCCACUGAAGACUCUAGACUUGAGUUCUCAGAGGAUGAGGAGACCCUUGUUAUUAGAAUGUUCAAUUUGGUUGGUGAAAGGUGGUCUCUGAUUGCUGGGAGGAUUCCUGGAAGGACAGCCGAAGAAAUCGAAAAGUAUUGGACUUCAAGAUAUUCUGCAACCCUAUAGAUCAUGAAAUUUUGAUACCUGUAAUCUCUGUGGGGCACGCUGUUUUAAUUGCUCAAGCACAUAGUAUUAGUGUGGCUGGAUAAUUGAGAUUAGCUGUGUGUGGUGUUUAGCAUAUAAGUGGGUUAUCUCUCCGGACUUAGAGCGUAAAGAAUCUCGUCCGAGGUCGAGAGUUCGAUUCUAAAUUGGCGCAGCUAUUUCCAAGUUAUUUGCGUUGGGUAUCGACUCAACAAAUCUGUCAGACGGGUUUGUAGCUUUGUGCAUGCCUAAUUCGGUUCGAGUUUGGACUUAAUAGACUGUCCAAAGGACACGCCGAGUUGUUCUUGGUUACCAAUAAAAAGUGUUCUGUGUUACUGCAUAUUAACCGCUCGAAGAUUGUAUGUA